Glycine soja is the source of this 1274-nucleotide messenger RNA. RefSeq lists its product as uncharacterized. NCBI's taxonomy places the organism in Eukaryota, Viridiplantae, Streptophyta, Magnoliopsida, Fabales, Fabaceae. The transcript is spliced from 2 exons. The record is from RefSeq and is a predicted model, not a curated record. The annotation marks the transcript as partial.
AGAUCCGAGUAUGGAGGGAGUUCAAGCGCUGUUGGGAUCAACAAUCAAGGCAACGUUCUGGAAAAUCUUUCUGUUGGCAUUGGGACUAUUGCUGUGAAUUUUGAAAAAAUAUCCAACAUGAUGGAGAAAAGAGAAAAAGAUAGAGAUAGAGAUAGAGAGCUCGAGGGUAUUAUUUGGGAUGUUAUAAAAGAAAUUCCAAAUUUGGAUGACAUAACGCGUUUCAAGACAGCUGAAUUGUUAAAUACUAAAGCAAAAAAGGAUUUUUUCUUGAAGAUGUCACCGGAAGAACGCUCAUCUUGGAUAAACUUUAAGUUAGGGAAUAAUUAAUAUUUUGAUAAUCUAUUAUUAACAUAUUAUUUUAAACAUCGUGAGUUUGUUGAACUAUAUCUUUUGGGUCUCUAUUUUGGUUGAAGUAUUUGGUUUGUUUUUUGGUCGAACUAUUAUGGUUGUAUUUUGGUUGAAAUAUUUGGUUUGUUUUUUGGUCGAACUAUUAUGGUUGAAGUAUUUAGGUUAUAUAUUUUGUGAAAUUGUUGUGGUUAAACUUUAGUUAUAUUUAUUUUAUAUAUGAAUUUGUAUUAACUUUGAUAUUAACUUUGAUAUUGACUUAUAACCAUGACCAUGACAUAAAGAACGAAGAAAUGGAUGGAGAUAUAUAUAAUGAAGAUACAAAUGAUGAAGAUAUAGAUGACGAGGAAACAAAUGAAGAAUUUUAUGAAGCCACAUACACAUAUGUGAUGGCAAUUUAUGCUUUAAUAGAUAUAUUAAAUCAGUUUUUGAAUAUGAUGCGUGGUGAACAUAUUGAACGUCCAUUAACUCGACGACAAAUUACUAGUCGGGGAUAUGACUAUAUACACAAAGCAUUAAACGAUGAUCCUGCAAUCUUUCGACAAGUAUAUAGGAUGUAUCCUGAUGUAUUUCGAAAGUUGUGCACGAUUAUAAGAGAAAAAACACCUUUGGAGGAUACAAGAUUUAUUUGUGUUGAAGAAAUGCUUGCAUCAUUCCUACAGAUUGUCGGCCAGAACACUCGAUAUUGUGUAAUCCGCAAUACAUUUGGCCGAUCACAAUUUGCUACAAGUGAAAAUUUUCACAAGAUUUUGAAAGCUCUGAACUCAUUAGCACCUGAUUUAAUGGUUAGACCAGGCUCAACUGUGCCUGCAAAAAUAAGGGAAAGCACAAGGUUUUAUCCUUAUUUUAAGGAUUGCAUUGGAGCUAUUGAUGGUACACAUAUUCCCGCAUCAGUAAAAGGACGAGAUGUAAGCAGUUAUCGUGAUCGU